This is a messenger RNA of Juglans regia (Persian walnut), 1915 nucleotides long. RefSeq lists its product as uncharacterized. The record is from RefSeq and is a predicted model, not a curated record. The transcript is spliced from 4 exons. Gene Ontology annotation, biological process: GPI anchor biosynthetic process. Gene Ontology annotation, cellular component: endoplasmic reticulum. Lineage: Eukaryota; Viridiplantae; Streptophyta; Magnoliopsida; Fagales; Juglandaceae. Gene Ontology annotation, molecular function: catalytic activity. The coding region runs from base 168 to 1709 and encodes 513 amino acids.
CCUGGCCUAUUUAUUUACCUACAAAAGGUUAACUCUGAACAAAUACAAACCAUAGACAGAGUUGUUGAGCACAAACUCUGCCAAAGACUGCAACUUUUUAGCAUUUUUUCCUCUCCCUACAGCCCCCACUUUUUUUUUUUUUUUUGUUAUACUCCCAUUAGUCUCCAAUGCUUAAACUCCUCAAUGGCAAGUUCCGCCGCCUCUUCUGUCGCCUCCGCUGGCCCGUUCUCCGCCGGUCCAAGCCCAAAAUUCAGGUCAAAAAGUUCGGGAAAACGAAUUCCAAAGCUCAACACGAUGCAAAACAAGAACCGAGCGUUAAUGGGUCGGCAGCGGUUCAUCCUAAUGGAGAAUUGGGUGGUCUAAAAUCCGAGAAACGGAUACGGAUAGCCACUUUUAAUGCUGCCCUGUUCUCCAUGGCACCUGCAGUUCCUGAGACCGAGAAGACCGCAAGUUUUGGCAAUGAAAACGGAGAUAUAAUGAAGGUCAGACGGUCUUUGGACGUGAAUUUACGAGCAAAGUCUGCGAAUGAUCGUCCCAAAAGUAUUCUUAAGCAAUCUCCACUGCAUCCAAAUUCCAUGAAUGGCACCGACAUUCAUUCAACCCAGCAAAACUUUGGAAAAUCCAAGUUACGGGUGUCGAUAAAUCUGCCCGAUAACGAGAUUUCUUUAUUGCGGAAUAGACAAAUGAGCUUCGAUGAGAGGGAAGGUUCUUCUUCUGCUACCGCUGCUUCGAGUAGCCCAACAAGUAGAAUUCUGAGAGGGAAAACUCCAUUAAGAUCUACUGUGAGCUUCUCAACGAGCAUGGUAAAUGGUAUAGAUGUUGAAGGCUAUAGAAGCAGUAGGAGUGUGCUCGAAGUGCUGAGAGAAUUGGAUGCCGAUAUAUUGGCUCUGCAAGAUGUGAAGGCAGAGGAAGAAAAGGCCAUGAAACCUCUGUCUGAUUUGGCUGGCGCUUUGGGAAUGAACUAUGUGUUUGCCGAGAGCUGGGCGCCGGAGUACGGCAACGCCAUCUUGUCGAGGUGGCCGAUUAGCCGGUGGAAAGUUCAGAAGAUCUUUGAUGAUUCUGAUUUCAGGAAUGUUCUGAAGGCCACGAUUAAUGUACCAAACAUGGGAGAAGUCAACUUCAACUGCACCCUUCUUGAUAAUCUUGAUGAGAAUUGGCGGAUGAAGCAGGUAAAUGCCAUAAUCCAGUCUAGUGAUGAGCCUCACAUUUUAGCUGGAGGUAUCAAUUCACUCGAUGAAACAGAUUACUCCCCAGAAAGAUGGACUGACAUUGUGAAGUAUCAUGAGGAGAUUGGAAAGCCAACACCAAAGGUGGAAGUGAUGAAAUUUUUGAAGAGUAAACAGUAUUCAGAUGCUAAGGAAUUUGCAGGGGAAUGCGAGUCAGUGGUCAUGAUUGCCAAAGGCCAAAGUGUGCAGGGAACAUGCAAGUACGGAACUCGAGUAGAUUACGUAUUGGGAUCCCCAAAUUCACCCUACAAGUUUGUUCCAGGAUCGUACUCAGUCUUCUCUUCCAAAGGAACUUCUGAUCAUCACAUAGUCAAAGUCGAUUUAGUGAAAGAAAUUACCAGUACUGCUAUUAGUGCUGAAGAUAAAAAUGUCACCAGAAAGCAGCGGCGACAACCAAAGCAGAAAGUUGUAAAGAUAGCAGCAAAGUCUUCUCCAUCACUUGGUAUGUGGAAAACACAGACAUUAAGAUCAGAAAGAUAUUGAUUUUUUUUUUUUUUUUUUUGGUCUUUUUUCAGUUCUUAGUGCUAAUUUGGUUUGAUCUGUGUGUCGAAGGAAUUAAGGGGGCAGAAGGGUUAUAUUUGGAUCUGUUUUCCUUCUCCUAUAUAUGCUUUAAUUUGCAAGUUGUAAAUAAUUUAAUACUGUUUUUACUUGUACGUGUAGGAAGAUACAAGGAUAUAAAUAACAUUUGG